This is a messenger RNA of Danio rerio (zebrafish), 3195 nucleotides long. It is a transcript of the gene zswim6, whose product is annotated as zinc finger, SWIM-type containing 6. The record is from RefSeq and is marked provisional. Lineage: Eukaryota; Metazoa; Chordata; Actinopteri; Cypriniformes; Danionidae.
GGUUCCACCUGAGCGGUACAGUGACGGAGCCGGCAGUGGGGGCGGAGCCUGAGCAGGUGUGCAGCGUGGCCAUCAGCUUCGACCGCUGUAAGAUCACCUCCGUCACCUGCGGCUGUGGGAACAAGGACAUCUUCUACUGCGCCCAUGUGGUGGCGCUGUCGCUGUACCGCGUGCGCAGGCCGGAGCAGGUGAAGCUGCACCUGCCCAUCUCAGAGACACUGUUCCAGAUGAACCGAGACCAGCUGCAGAAACUGCUGCAGUACCUGAUCAGCGUUCACCACACACAGGUGCUGCCCACCGCACAGAGACUGGCGGACGAGAUCCUGUCGCAGAACUCGCAGAUCAACCAGGUGCACGGGGCCCCGGACCCCACCGCAGGGGCCAGUGUGGACGAUGAGAACUGCUGGCACCUGGAUGAGGAGCAGGUGCAGGAGCAGGUGAAGGUGUUCCUGUCUCAGGGCGGAUACCACGGCUCCGGGAAACAGCUCAACCUGCUGUUCUCUAAGGGCGCUCUGUGGAUGUGUAUUGUGCUCAAUCCUCACUGUAAGCGGGAGCAGAAGGCCUCGUGGCUCCGGCAGCUGAAGAAGUGGAACGGUGUGGACGUGUGUCCCCUGGAGGACGGUAACCACGGCAGCGAGCUGCCCAAUCUAACCAAUGCCCUGCCUCAGGGUGCGCACGGCAACCAAGAUUCAGCUUCCCGCCCGCACCGGACCGUCUUCACGCGCGCCAUCGAGGCCUGCGAUCUGCACUGGCAGGACACACACUUACAGCACAUCAUCAGCGACGACCUCUACACAAACUACUGCUACCACGAGCACACUGAAAACACACUGUUCGACGUGCGCGGAUGGCCCCUGUGGCACGAGCACGUCCCGACGGCCUGUGCGCGUGUGGAUGCGCUGCGCUCUCAUGGUUAUCCUCAGGAAGCUCUGCGAUUGGCCAUCGCUAUCGUCAACACACUGCGGCGGCAGCAGCAGAAACAGCUGGAGCUCUUCCGCAACCACAGGAAAGAUGUGCUCCAUAAAGGCGUGACGUCCAUCACCAACCUGGAGGGCUGGGUGGGUCACCCUCUGGACCCCAUCGGGACGCUGUUCAACACUCUGAUGGACACGGGCCGGGGGGAUGAGGACACCUCCCACUGCACAUUCCUGGACUUCUCAGCCGGCUCCAGCAGGCACAGUGAGCUCUUGUUUCCGUCUGCGCGGCGGUUCCUGGAGGACGGAGAGUCGUACCUGGCGCUGGCAGUGGAGACGGCGCUGAUGGGUCUGGGGCAGCAGCGGGUGAUGCCCGACGGUCUGUACGCCCAGGAGAAGGUCUGCCGCAACGAGGAGCAGCUGAUGGCCAAACUGCAGGAGGUGGAGGGCGGGCCCUACAGCGGUCUGGGAGAGCUGGUCUACAGAGAGAGCGUCCCCAUGCACACCUUUGCCAAGUACCUGUUCACAAGUCUGCUACCUCACGACGCCGAACUGGCCUAUAAAAUUGCACUGAGAGCGAUGCGGUUACCCGUGCUGGAGUCGUCCGCGAGUGUGUCGUCUGAUCUGACGCGUCCUCAUCAUCUGGUGUCGGUGGUGCCGAACCGUUACCCGCGCUGGUUCACACUCAGCCACAUCGAGACACAGCAGUGUGAGCUCGCAUCCACCAUGCUGACUGCUGCUAAAGGGGACGCGCGGCGGCUGGAGACAGUAUUAGAGUCCAUCCAGAAGAGCAUCCACUCGUCUUCACACAUCUUCAAGCUGGCGCAGGACGCCUUCAAGAUCGCCACACUGAUGGACACACUGCCGGACAUUACCCUGCUGAAGGUGUCACUGGAGCUGGGCCUGCAGGUGAUGCGCAUGACUCUGUCCACACUGAACUGGCGGCGGAGGGAGAUGGUGCGCUGGCUGGUCACCUGCGCCACUGAAGUGGGUGUGUAUGCUCUGGACAGCAUCAUGCAGAGCUGGUUCACCCUCUUCACCCCCACUGAAGCCACCAGUCUGGUUGCGAGCUCGGUGAUGUCCAACAGCAGUGUGGUGCGCCUGCGGCUGGACGGGCACCAGCAGGAGAACCUGGCGGGCAGCGCUCGGACCCUGGCCCUGCAGUGCGCCAUGAAGGACCCUCAGAACUGCGCCCUGUCCGCGCUCACGCUGUGUGAGAAGGACCACAUGGCGUUCGAGACGGCGUAUCAGAUCGUGCUGGACGCCGCCGCCACGGGCAUGAGCUACACGCAGCUGUUCAUCAUCGCCCGCUACAUGGAGCACCGCGGGUACCCGCUGCGGGCGUACAAGCUGGCCACGCUGGCGCUGGCGCACCUCAACCUGAGCUACAACCAGGACACACACCCGGCGAUCAACGACGUGCUGUGGGCGUGCGCGCUGGCACACUCGCUGGGCAGGAGCGAGCUGGCGGCCGUCGUCCCCCUGGUGGUGAAGAGCGUGAAGUGCGCCACGGUGCUGUCCGACAUCCUGCGGCGCUGCACGCUGAGCUCGCCGGGCGCCGCGCCGCUGCACGCCCGCAGGAACGCCAGCAAGAUGCUGUCGCUGGAUAAAGCGCCGCUGCGGCAGCUGCUGGACGCCACCAUCGGCGCCUACAUCAACACCACACACUCGCGGCUCACACACAUCAGCCCGCGACACUACAGCGAGUUCAUCGAGUUCCUCAGUAAAGCGCGCGAGACCUUCCUGAUGGCGCAGGACGGACAUCUGCAGUUCACACAGUUCAUAGACAACCUCAAGCAGAUCUACAAGGGCAAGAAGAAGCUGAUGAUGCUAGUGCGCGAGCGCUUCGGCUAGCCCACGCCACGCUAACCGCACAACCGCUCCGGUAUUAUGUGUACAGACUCAACACAGUGGAACGCUGUCAUGUCUGCCUGUGUGUGUGUAUAUAUGUGUGUGUACGCAAGUGUGUGUGUGUGUGUGUGUGUGUGUGCACACACACACACACACACACACACACACACACACACACACACACACUUUAUAUUCACUCAUUCUCCCCCACACACACACACACACACACACACACACACACACACACACACACACACACACACACACACACACACCACACACACACACACACACACUCACUGUGUGUGUGUGUGUGUGUGUGUGUGUGUGUGUGUGUGUGUGUGUGUGUGUGUGUGUGUGUGUGUGUGUCUGUUGACAGUUGUAUAUGUGACACACACACACACACACACACACACACACACACACGUGC